Messenger RNA from Apis florea (little honeybee), 2453 nucleotides. It is a transcript of the gene phr6-4, whose product is annotated as (6-4)-photolyase. Lineage: Eukaryota; Metazoa; Arthropoda; Insecta; Hymenoptera; Apidae. Gene Ontology annotation, biological process: entrainment of circadian clock by photoperiod; negative regulation of DNA-templated transcription; circadian regulation of gene expression. The record is from RefSeq and is a predicted model, not a curated record. Gene Ontology annotation, molecular function: DNA binding; FAD binding. Gene Ontology annotation, cellular component: nucleus; cytoplasm.
AUAUUUCGACACUGAGCUUCUCUUCGUUCUUCGCCUCCUUAUCUUGCUCUGUUUAGAGAAUUUAUAUUUGAUGUGGGAAAUUAUUGACACUUAAAGAAAAAUAAAAAAUUUUAGAAAUGUAGUUCAAAAGAGAGAAGAGCGAGAAAAAAAAUAGGAAAAUGAUGAAAUUAUCGGAAUCGUUACGAAGAAGAUAUAUAAUCAUGUGCAAUAUCUAUGAAGGACAGAUGAUCUUUGAGAGAUACGAAUUUUUUUUUUUCAUAAACAGAAAAAAGUUUUAGUGGAGUGAAUAAUAAAUCGAUCAUCCGGGAUUCCAAUUUUAAUGACUCAAACAAUAAUCUUUUGCAUGGUAUGAUCGAUUUGAUGAUUAAAAAGUUCAAAGAAAGACGUAUCCCUCGAAUUAUAUUUCUUUUGGGAAAGAAACAACGGAAGAAAAGCGGAAAGAGAAAGAAAGAAAAGAAUAAAAGUGAUAAAGAGAUAAAGAAGACGUGUUAUAUGUAUAUAUAUAAUGUGUGUGUGCGUGUGAAACAGUGAUAAAAUAGAGAAAAAGAAAAACAUUUUUGUCGUUUAAAAACUUAUUGCUAGUAUAGUUGAAUAUGUUAUAUUGAAAAAAAAGAGUCAAGGAAGAAUCAGAAGAAAAGGAAAACGAGAUUCAAGGGAUAUAAGACAAAAAAAAGAAAAAUGACAGGUAGUCGUAAUAACGAAAUAAAUCCAAAAGAGGGAUUGUAUGAUGAAGGUGGAAAACAUACGGUUCAUUGGUUUCGCAAAGGUCUCAGACUUCACGAUAAUCCUUCGUUGAGGGAAGGUCUUGCUGGAGCCUCCACCUUUCGUUGCGUAUUUGUUUUGGAUCCGUGGUUCGCUGGAAGUACUAACAUUGGUAUCAAUAAGUGGAGAUUUUUACUACAAUGUUUGGAAGAUCUUGAUUGUUCAUUGAGAAAACUAAACUCUAGGCUAUUUGUGAUACGAGGACAGCCGGCAGAUGCUCUGCCGAAAUUGUUUAAAGAAUGGGGUACUACAAAUCUGACUUUUGAAGAGGAUCCAGAGCCAUUCGGACGUGUCCGAGAUCAUAAUAUCUCGGCACUUUGUAAAGAGCUUGGUAUUUCGGUAGUUCAAAAGGUCUCACAUACUCUUUAUAAAUUGGAUGAAAUUAUUGAGAGAAAUGGUGACAAAUCUCCGUUAACUUAUCAUCAAUUUCAAACUGUCGUUGCCAGUAUGGAUCCUCCGGAACCACCAGUGCCAACAGUUACUUCUGCUUGCGUAGGUUCGGCAUAUACUCCUUUAAAAGAAGAUCAUGACGAUCAUUAUGGUGUACCGACGCUCGAAGAACUUGGCUUCGACACAGAAGGUCUCCUUCCACCUGUGUGGGUCGGAGGUGAAAGUGAAGCUCUGGCACGAUUGGAACGGCAUCUAGAGAGAAAAGCAUGGGUGGCCAGUUUCGGAAGGCCAAAAAUGACUCCGCAAUCAUUAUUGCCUAGUCAAACCGGUCUUUCACCUUAUUUACGAUUCGGAUGUUUGAGCACCCGAUUAUUUUAUUAUCAACUCACUGAUCUCUAUAAGAAAAUAAAGAAAGCUGUACCGCCGCUUUCAUUGCAUGGGCAACUUUUAUGGCGUGAAUUUUUUUACUGCGCCGCAACGAAAAAUCCAAAUUUUGAUCGCAUGCAAGGUAAUCCAAUUUGCGUGCAAAUUCCUUGGGAUAAAAACGUUGAGGCACUCGCUAAAUGGGCAAACGGUCAAACAGGAUUCCCCUGGAUCGAUGCAAUAAUGACUCAACUAAGAGAAGAAGGUUGGAUACAUCAUUUGGCUAGACACGCAGUCGCUUGUUUCUUAACCAGAGGUGACCUUUGGAUCUCUUGGGAAGAAGGAAUGAAGGUAUUUGAUGAGCUGUUACUAGAUGCUGACUGGUCAGUAAACGCAGGAAUGUGGAUGUGGUUGUCGUGCAGCUCUUUCUUUCAACAAUUUUUUCACUGCUAUUGUCCAGUAAGAUUUGGCAGGAAAGCCGAUCCGAAUGGUGAUUACAUUAGACGAUAUUUGCCAGUUUUAAAAAAUUUUCCCACGAGAUAUAUUCACGAACCAUGGAAUGCACCACUUAACGUACAACGUGCAGCUAAAUGUAUCAUUGGCAAAGAUUAUUCAUUACCGAUGGUGAACCAUAGCAAAAGUUCUAGAAUUAAUAUUGAAAGAAUGAAACAAGUUUAUCAACAAUUAAAUAAAUAUCGUGGAAAUGGAGUCUCUCUUAAAGGAGAAACUGUUGCUUUUCGGCAAGGUUUACUGAAUGCACUACCACCUCCGUCAAUGAAAGAAAUUGAGGAAGAAAAAAAGAAAACCAAACAAUCUUUGUCAUCAUCAGAGAAUCAAUCAAAAAUGGAAAUUCUUCCUAAGACGACGCAACAACAACACCAUCAUCAAUAAUGAUGGUUAAUACCGAUGAUACGGAAAUAACAAUACGUUGAUCCGAA